This is a messenger RNA of Actinia tenebrosa (Australian red waratah sea anemone), 3655 nucleotides long. RefSeq names its product poly [ADP-ribose] polymerase tankyrase-1. Gene Ontology annotation, cellular component: BRCA1-BARD1 complex; BRCA1-A complex. The record is from RefSeq and is a predicted model, not a curated record. Gene Ontology annotation, molecular function: NAD+ poly-ADP-ribosyltransferase activity; ubiquitin-protein transferase activity; protein binding. NCBI's taxonomy places the organism in Eukaryota, Metazoa, Cnidaria, Anthozoa, Actiniaria, Actiniidae. Gene Ontology annotation, biological process: protein K6-linked ubiquitination.
UCGAGUCGAGCCAAGAUGGCUACCAAAAAACAAGGCUCACACGCAUCCUUCCCUGAAAACGAGUACUUCGCGGAAGGACGAGAGUUAUUUGAGGCAUGCAGGAAUGGCGAUGUUAGUAAAGUCCGUCGACUGGUCAGUGCCAAUGCAAACGUAAAUGCAAGAGAUACUGCUGGAAGAAAAUCCUCGCCGCUCCAUUUUGCUGCUGGUUUUGGUCGAAAGGAGGUAGUGGAAUACUUAUUACAGUGUGGAGCUGACGUACAUGCAAAAGAUGAUGGUGGCUUAAUUCCUCUGCAUAAUGCAUGCUCAUUUGGUCAUGCUGAAGUUGUUAGAAUCCUAUUAGGACAUGGUGCUGAUGCCAAUGCCAGAGAUAACUGGAAUUACACCCCAUUGCAUGAAGCUGCUGUCAAAGGCAAAGUAGAUGUUUGUGUUGUACUUUUACAGCAUGGAGCGGACCCUAAUAUCAGAAAUACAGAUGGGAAAACAGCUUUAGAUGUAGCAGAAUCCCCUGCAAAAUUAGUACUUACAGGAGAUUACAAAAAGGAUGAAUUAUUAGAAGGAGCAAGAAGUGGAAAUGAAGAAAAGUUGAUGUCAUUAUUGACACCUCUUAAUGUCAACUGCCACGCUAGUGAUGGUAGGAAAUCGACUCCUCUUCACUUGGCAGCAGGAUAUAAUAGAGUAGGUGUAGUCCAACUAUUGCUGAAGCAUGGUGCUGACGUUCAUGCAAAAGAUAAAGGUGGACUGGUGCCUUUACACAAUGCUUGCUCAUACGGACAUUUUGAAGUUACUGAACUGCUUAUCAAGCAUGGUGCCAGUGUUAAUGCCAUGGAUUUGUGGCAAUUCACUCCUCUUCAUGAAGCUGCUUCCAAAGCUAGGAUUGAGGUGUGCUCAUUACUACUGGGUCAUGGAGCUGAUCCAACCCUCUUGAACUGUCAUUCUAAGAGCGCCUUGGAUGCUGCUCCCACUAAGGAACUCCAGGAGAAGCUUCUUUCUGAAUUCAAAGGUCAUCAAAUACUUGAAGCAGCCAAGUCAUGUGAUUCUAACAAGAUCAAGAAACUCAUCACACCUGAUAGCAUUAACUUCCAUCACACUAUAACCUUAGAUUGUCCACUGCAUUUUGCUGCUUCUUCAUCUUCACCCAAAAGAAAAAAUGUUAUUGAGAGCCUACUAAAGAAGGGUGCAGAUCCUAAUGUACAAAAUAAAAGUUCAUAUACACCUCUACACAUAGCUUCAGAGAAAGGACAUUACGAUGCAAUGGAACUUUUACUUAAACAUGGAGCAAAGGUGAAUGUGAUGGAUUCUGGUGGUCAGACUCCACUUCAUCUUGCAGCCAUUGCAGGUCAAGCUCAGUCUUGUAGAAUCCUGAUGGCAAAUGGAGCAGACCUUACUGCUCAGACAUACCAAGGUUAUACACCUUUAGAGGUGGCUACGGAGCCUGCACAGAAAGUACUUCAUGUGAUUGAUGAUCCAGUUUCUCCAGUGACUGAUGCUGAAAAGCAAUUACUAGAAGCUGCAAAAACUGGUGACAUGGAGACUGUAAAGAAACUGUGCAAUAGCAUAACCGUGAAUUGUAGAGAUCUAGAUGGCAGGUGCAGUACUCCUCUUCACUUUGCUGCUGGCUAUAACCGUGUUACAGUAGUGGAGUACCUUUUGUCUAACGGUGCCGAUGUACAUGCUAAAGAUAAAGGGGGUCUGGUACCACUACAUAAUGCUUGUUCAUAUGGACACUAUGAAGUAGCUGAAUUACUAGUUAAGUUUGGGGCAAAUGUCAAUGUUGCAGAUCUUUGGAAAUUCACACCUUUACAUGAAGCAGCUGCUAAAGGAAAAUAUGAGAUAUGUAGACUUCUUCUGAAGCAUGGUGCAGACCCUCAAAAGAAGAACAGAGAUGGAUACACCCCUCUAGACCUUGUCAAAGAAGGAGACAAUGAUGUUGCUGAUUUACUAAGAGGUGAUGCUGCUCUACUUGAUGCUGCAAAGAAAGGAAACCUAACAAGGGUAACUAAACUUGCUACUACAGAAAACAUCAAUUGCAGAGACACCCAAGGCAGAAAUUCAACUCCACUGCAUUUGGCAGCUGGAUACAACCAUCUUGAUGUUGCAGAGUACUUACUGGAACAUGGAGCUGAUGUGAAUGCACAAGACAAGGGAGGCUUGAUACCUUUACACAAUGCCUCGUCCUAUGGGCAUGUAGACAUAGCUGCUCUUCUAAUAAGAUACCAUACUGAUGUAAAUGCCACUGAUCGCUGGUUAUUCACACCUAUUCACGAAGCAGCUCAAAAGGGUAGAACACAACUUUGUGCACUUUUGCUGGCUCAUGGUGCUGAUCCGUCCAUGAAGAACCAAGAGGGACAGACCCCUUUAGACCUUUCAACGGCUGAUGAUGUCAAGUGUCUAUUAGGAGAUGCAAUGCUGCAACACAAUGCCACGAGCCAGGCUCCUGCCACACCCACUAAAACCCCAUCACCAGUAUCUGCUGCUGUAUCUACCGCUAGUGGCGUGAGCCCAUUAUCACUAGCUAACAGUAGUCUGCUAGCAAGCAGUCCUGCUGGAUCCGGUGAUGGAGCAAUAAGUAACAGAUCUGUAUCAGAAGCUCAAGGGCAAGCAGAGGCUAAACAUUCUUUAUCAGGACACCCUGGACUGGAUGUGGACGUUGGUCAAUUCCUUGAUGGCCUUCAACUCAACAACUUAAAAGAUAUAUUCGAAAGAGAACAAAUUUCCUGGGACGUGCUCGUAGACAUGGGUCAUGAAGAACUUAAAGAAAUUGGUAUUCAUGCUUAUGGCCAUCGACACAAGAUUCUUAAAGCAGUCAAAGAAAAACUGUCUGGUUUAGGACUAGGUAUUGGUCCAUUCUCAGUAGCUAAUUUACAGGGCUCUGUAAUACAAGAGCUUUCACCGAUGGAUAAAGAUUACAGUUCAGUCGCUGAUGAGAUGCAGUCAACUGUCGUUGAGCACCGAGACAGUGGUGUUUCUGGUGGUGUGUUUGCAUCCUAUACAAUAAACAAGAUUGAACGAGUCGUAAAUACAAAAUUAUGGGACAAAUAUGUUUACAGAAGACGCGAGAUCUCAGAUUCCAAUCAUAAUCAUGCAAAUGAAAGAAUGCUCUUUCACGGUUCGCCAUUUAUCAAUGCUAUCGUACAAAAAGGAUUCGACGAGCGUCAUGCGUACAUCGGUGGUAUGUUCGGUGCAGGCAUCUACUUUGCUGAGAACUCAUCUAAAAGUAAUCAAUAUGUAUAUGGGAUAGGAGGAGGGCAAGGCUGCCCUAAACAUAAAGAUAGAUCGUGUUAUUCUUGUGAAAGACAACUUCUGUUAUGCCGUGUGGCUUUGGGUAAACCAUUUUAUCAGUUUUCCGCCGUCAAAAUGGCGCAUUCGCCACCUGGCCACCAUUCAGUCAUUGGUCGUCCAAGUUCUGGAGGUUUAUCGUUCGCUGAAUAUGUCAUAUAUCGUGGAGAACAGGCUUAUCCAGAAUACCUUAUAAGCUAUAAAAUAAAUAAGCCCGACACGUGAUCUGCACUGAUGGACCAGAUUAUAUAAUAAUAUUUUAUAAUAUCAAUUUCUAGCAAUAUAAUCAUUUGUACAGUAUAUAUAGCAAUGAAUCAUGUUAAUAGCUAAUCUUUUUAAUCAUUUCAAUGCUGUGUAAUUAAAGUGAAUGUAAAUAUUA